Messenger RNA from Vitis vinifera (wine grape), 2108 nucleotides. RefSeq names its product probable E3 ubiquitin-protein ligase ZFP1. Lineage: Eukaryota; Viridiplantae; Streptophyta; Magnoliopsida; Vitales; Vitaceae. The transcript has 7 exons. Gene Ontology annotation, cellular component: nucleus. Gene Ontology annotation, molecular function: ubiquitin protein ligase activity. The record is from RefSeq and is a predicted model, not a curated record. Bases 243 to 1874 code for a protein of 543 amino acids.
UCGCAUAUAAAAUGUAUACCUAAAUUACGAAAUACGCAAUUGGCUUUUCUGUGAGUACGAAUCUCUCUCUCUAUCGUUCUUCGCUUUCUCUCAUAGAUCUCUCGAUCUCCUGCGCCCUUGCAUCCUCCGAUUCGGAUUUUCGGUAUACAUUUGGGUUUUGGUUUCCGGAGACGUAAUAGGUGAAGCUCUAUGUUUGUUGAUGUAAAAAAGGGACGACUCACAGUAUUGAAUUAUUCAACAACAUGGGGCAAAGAAAUAUGAUGUGCACUGGUCAGAUGAUUGAUUUGCAAAUGGAUGAACGGAACCAAGGACAUCAUGUUAUCAGUGUAACAAAUUUUCCACAGCCUAAUAUGCACAGCAUGUUAUCAGCUCCAGGGAAUUCAAGUAAUUUUGAUGUACGUCAUUUACCUGAGCAUUAUGAUGGCUCUGCUAUGUUCUAUGGGAUUGGGCAGUACAAUGGUGUUCAGCAUCAUCAUCCAGUCCCAAGUCUUGAUAUAGGUGUUGCUCCUGGAUCCAACAUUUAUAAUCCUUACUUGACCCCUUCAUCUGGAAACCGAGGGUUCCCUGUUUCUAUAAAUCACGGACCAUCUGAUCAGUUGCCAUCUUCCAGCAAUCAUGGAGUCAUUGGAGUUUCUACAGAUGAGUAUGGGAGGGAAAAUCACUUUAUGGAUGGUGUUAGAGGUGCAUGCAAACGAAAGAAUGCUGAAGGCAUCCUGGGGAAUUUUCAGUAUAUUAAUGGCUUAGCGAGCUCUAGUUCUUCAGUUCCUCCUUUCAAUACAAGGCAUCUUGAAUCCGGGGUUUCCAUGAUGGAUUCUGCAUCUUUUGCCCAGCCACAGUACAGAGGGAAUAAUGCUCCUUCAAUCAUGGAAGUAGGAUCUCACAGAAGUGUGAGGAACAGAUCAGGUGCUGUUGGACUGGAUUCUGUUCUGGCACAUAAUCAUAACCAUUUGGUUCAAGGAAACUAUAUUGGCCAUCCUUUUCAGCCUUCUGGCAAUCCCUGGGUCGACCAACAAUCAGGCAAUAAUGGUAGUGAUGGGGGAACUUUGGCCUGGAAUCAUGGACCUGCUUUACCUUAUUUGCAUGGGAGCAAUAUCAGUGGAGGUUCUAGAGAGGCUGGGAAUGUGGGUAUACAGGGAUAUCAUGAUACAUCUAGUGGCAGAAGUUCCACAAAUUACCUUCAACCUCCUGUCCUUCACCGGCCCCAUACUCUUCAUUAUCCACCACCACCACCACCACCUAUGCAAGGAGCAAGAAGCCAUUUCCACCCUCAAGUGGUGGCAUCUUCGUAUAGACUUCCCACAAUUAGUUCACGUGGUCCUGUGCCUCCUCAGGUUGGUGUGGAGGCAGGGCCCAGGCAUCCAGGACCUGUUCCACCAACUGGGAUUAGGAUAUACCGAUCUAAUCGAGGGGGUGUCGCACCUGAGGCAACAUCGAGACAUCAUAAUCUUCCUUACUUGAGAAUGCUCCCAGCAGAAGAAGUUGCCAUACUAGAUCUUUCAGCAUUUUAUGAAGUAGGGGAUCUCAUUGACCAUCACAGAGAUAUGCGAUUAGACAUAGAAGAUAUGUCUUAUGAGGAGCUUCUUGCAUUGGGGGAACGGAUUGGUCACGUAAGCACUGGAUUGUCAGAGGAAUCCAUUACAAAUUGUCUAAAAACUAGAACUUAUAUAUCUUCAACUUGUCUCAAUCUGGAAGAGGCAGCAAGUAUGGAUCUAGAAAAUGAUUCUUGCAUUAUAUGCCAGGAGGAGUAUCGGAAUCAAGAGAAGAUUGGAUUUCUUGAUUGUGGGCAUGAGUACCAUGCAGGUUGCUUGAAGAAGUGGCUGCUGGUGAAGAAUGUCUGCCCCAUCUGCAAAGCCCCAGCAAUGACCCCAAAAUAGAAGGAUGUAUAAAGGAGUGACGAUGGUUGAAAGCUUAUGCAGGCAGCCCUUUGUUUUCUGACUAAUCUAUCUUAUCUUAACCAAGUUGGUACUUCGUUAUGUAUCAUACCGUAUAUAAAUACAGGUAUAUGACUAACACACUGUUUAAACCAUUUAUUUGUUGGCUUUCAGUGACUGUCCUGGGCUGUCAUAACUGUACAGACUUUGUCAUUAAUUCAUGGGUUCUGCUCUGGA